CAGCUUUUGCGUGACUCACAAGAGAGAGAGAGAGAGAGAGAGAGAGAGAGAGAGAGAGAGAGAGAGGAAAAACAACUAGAAGAAACUUAGAAAAAAACGCUAGAAAGUUGAGCCGAUUUUCCUGUCAGACAAACAAGUCCACAAAGCCUCUCCUUUGCUCGCUCUCUCUCUUGUAAGAUUUAGUAAAUUUUCUUUUUCCUUUCUAUCGAUCUGCACAUCCGUGGAUUCCUUUGUGUUUCUGACGAUGCCGUCUCGCCGUAGAACCCUCUUGAAGGUCAUCAUCCUCGGUGACAGCGGGGUAGGAAAGACAUCUUUGAUGAAUCAAUAUGUAAAUAAGAAGUUCAGCAAUCAGUAUAAGGCUACGAUUGGGGCCGAUUUUUUGACCAAGGAAGUGCAGUUUGAGGAUAGGCUUUUUACCUUACAGAUCUGGGACACAGCUGGACAGGAAAGAUUCCAGAGCCUCGGUGUUGCUUUCUACCGUGGUGCUGAUUGUUGUGUUCUUGUAUAUGAUGUGAACUCAGUGAAAUCAUUUGAUAAUCUCAACAACUGGAGAGAAGAAUUUCUUAUUCAGGCAAGCCCUUCGGAUCCAGAGAAUUUUCCAUUUGUUGUUUUGGGAAACAAAGUUGAUGUGGAUGGUGGAAACAGUAGAGUAGUGUCUGAGAAAAAGGCUCGAGCAUGGUGUGCGUCGAAAGGAAAUAUCCCAUAUUUUGAGACAUCUGCCAAGGAGGGAGUUAAUGUGGAAGAAGCUUUCCAAUGCAUUGCAAAGAAUGCCCUAAAGAGCGGGGAAGAGGAAGACAUAUACCUGCCCGACACCAUCGAUGUUGCAACCAGCAGCCAACCGAGGUCUAAUGGAUGUGAAUGUUGAAAUGUACCAUGUGAUUUUUCCUCCUGGUUCAGCAACAAGUACCCUUAAAGUGUUAAUGAUUUGGUCUUCCCAUUUCCCCAACCAUUUUUAUGGAUUCAUAGUGUUUGUCUGAUAAACAAAAAUGGUGUGUUUAUGCUUUUGGAUUGGUUGGAUUUAGUUGUCUGGAAUCUUUGUAAUAUUCUAUGUUCCUCAUUUGCUU
Molecule: messenger RNA, 1064 nt
Organism: Hibiscus syriacus
Lineage: Eukaryota; Viridiplantae; Streptophyta; Magnoliopsida; Malvales; Malvaceae
Product: ras-related protein Rab7-like
Exons: 7
Coding region: 245-865 (206 amino acids)
Cellular component (GO): vacuolar membrane
Molecular function (GO): GTP binding; GTPase activity
Source: RefSeq, a predicted model, not a curated record